CCUAGAUCCGGGGAAGGGUUUUGCAAACGUACCCAGAACUGUUUCCAAGGUUUCCUCAGAUUUGGGCUGUUCCGCAGUGGCAGGUCCCGGGAACCAAGGCAACAGAUAUCUUCCUAGGCUCGCGAGAGCACCCCCUUCUCCCGCUGCUGCUGGGGCCCCCCAGUAGCAAUGGCUCCGGUGUCCGGCUCGCGCACCCCGGAUAGGGAGGCCUCGGGCUCGGGGGGAAGACGUCGCAGUUCGUCCAAGAGUCCGAAGCCCAGCAAAUCUGCCCGCUCCCCGCGGGGCCGCCGCUCUCGCUCGCACUCUUGCUCUCGGUCCGGGGACCGGAAUGGACUCAGCCAUCAGUUGGGUGGCCUCAGCCAAGGCUCCCGAAACCAGUCCUACCGCUCACGCUCCCGGUCGCGUUCUCGAGAGCGGCCCUCUGCACCCCGGGGCAUCCCCUUCGCUUCUGCCUCCUCGUCAGUCUAUUAUGGCAGCUACUCGCGCCCCUACGGGAGCGACAAGCCUUGGCCUAGCCUCCUCGACAAGGAGAGGGAGGAGAGCCUGCGGCAGAAGAGAUUAAGUGAGAGAGAGAGAAUUGGAGAAUUGGGAGCUCCUGAAGUAUGGGGACUUUCUCCAAAGAAUCCUGAACCAGAUUCUGAUGAACAUACACCAGUGGAGGAUGAAGAGCCAAAGAAAAGCACUACUUCAGCUUCUACUUCAGAAGAAGAAAAAAAGAAGAAGAAGAAGUCUAGCCAUUCAAAAGAAAGGUCCAAGAAAAGGAGAAAGAAAAAAUCAUCGAAAAGAAAACAUAAGAAGUAUUCUGAAGAUAGCGACAGUGACUCUGAUUCUGAAACAGACUCCAGUGAUGAAGAUAACAAAAGGAGAGCAAAGAAAGCCAAGAAAAAGGAAAAGAAGAAGAAACACAGAUCGAAGAAAUAUAAGAAAAAGAAGUCUAAGAAGAGCAGAAAAGAGUCCAGUGAUUCAAGCUCUAAAGAAUCCCAAGAAGAGUUUCUGGAAAAUCCCUGGAAGGAUCGAACAAAGGCUGAAGAACCCUCAGAUUUAAUUGGCCCAGAGGCUCCAAAAACACUUACCUCUCAAGAUGAUAAACCUUUGAACUAUGGCCAUGCUCUGUUACCUGGUGAAGGUGCAGCUAUGGCUGAAUAUGUAAAAGCUGGAAAACGUAUCCCACGAAGAGGUGAAAUUGGCUUGACAAGUGAAGAAAUUGCAUCAUUUGAAUGCUCAGGUUAUGUAAUGAGUGGUAGCAGGCAUCGCCGAAUGGAGGCUGUGCGACUGCGAAAAGAGAACCAGAUCUAUAGUGCUGAUGAGAAGAGAGCCCUUGCAUCCUUUAACCAAGAAGAGAGACGAAAGAGAGAAAACAAGAUUCUGGCCAGUUUUCGGGAAAUGGUUUACAGAAAGACCAAAGGGAAGGAUGACAAAUAAGGAUUUUCUGAUUGUCCAGAAGACAUUUUUAACAACAAAAAAGAAAGUCUGGGUUCCACACAUACAUAGAAAAAGAUUAUUAUGUUCUGAGAAAGCUUUACAGUGCUACUGUGCCUUCUAUUUAAUUCUUUCAGUCCUUCAAUAAAAAGCUGCUUAUUGAUAUAACUU
Molecule: messenger RNA, 1590 nt
Organism: Piliocolobus tephrosceles (Ugandan red Colobus)
Lineage: Eukaryota; Metazoa; Chordata; Mammalia; Primates; Cercopithecidae
Gene: NKAP
Product: NFKB activating protein
Exons: 9
Coding region: 169-1422 (417 amino acids)
Biological process (GO): negative regulation of DNA-templated transcription
Cellular component (GO): nucleus
Molecular function (GO): chromatin binding
Source: RefSeq, a predicted model, not a curated record